GUCUCCUUGGCCUCCGCCUUUUUCUCUUCUCCCUUUUGUUAAAAAAACUCCUUUCUUUUCAGUGAACUAUUUUGAUAUAAAAGCAGCACUAUACAGAUUUUGGCCCCUCUUUUUUUUCCUUUCCUUUAUUUGCUCGGCUUGCAAGAAACCUGUUUAUCAAAUUCUAUACAUUAAGUGGGCAAGUUAGAUAGAUUCUUUUUUUUUUAUAUGAAAGAUCUGACAAAUCCUCUGAAACACUCGUCGGGGUCUCUUUAUGCAACCACUACUGCCAGAGAUUUAAACAUUCUAUUUGAAGAAAACGACCUGAACGAUAGCAAUCAGCAGCACCCGCAGCAUCGACAACUACCACAGCAACAAAAUGGUUAUGCUGCAGCAUCCCAUUCAAUCAAUUUUAUGAGACCGAAACCAGCUUACUCCACUUCGUUUUCAGAGAACCAAAACAAUCAUCAGAACGAUCGUAAUAUAACAUCAUUUUUGCUGAACGAAGGUAGCAACAGUAAAAUAAAUAUGGCGUCUUCGUCGUCGCCCAUUCGACGUCCUCGAGCAGGAACUAUGCCUUCCUUCAUCAACCCUGACAUGAGCAUUAGCAGCAGCACUGCUCAUAAUGGUCAUCAACAGCCGUUGCCAGCGACUGUCUCUCAUCCACACCAAGCCGCUUUUCUUUUGCAAACUAUUAACACUGCUUCUUCCAAUAUUCCUGGUGUUCCUAGCAUUAGCGGUCGUAACAGAUCGGGCUCGCUCAAUUUACCUCCACCUCCACCUCGCUCAUUGCCAGUCAAUGACUUUUGGCUGAAACAUCAUGACCCACCUUUAUCUCCGUCCUCAGAACAACUUUUGCAAAACGAUAACGAUUUUUCAAUUGCACGUACCAUGCGUUCUUUAGGACUAGAAGAUGAAGACCCUAUCGUCAAUCAACAACAGCAACAUCCAGAAGGAUCAGCAGCACCACCCACAGCACCAGCACCGCCGCCAGCCGUUUUAGAACAGCAACAGCAACCUGUGAUCAAUGGACUUUUCCAUCAUCAAUCCCCGCCUGAGUUUCAUUUGCCGAGUCGGUCCUUAUUAUCUGGUAAUAACAGAAACCGAUCGUAUUCAGUCAAUGCUGCUGCUAGAUAUGAUGAGGAAAAUAGCGAUGGCAACAACAUGAAAAGCAAUCCUACGAAUAGUAGCUGUAACCAAUACCAUCAACUACAUGCCGUUUUAUCACAUGAAAAUUUGUCAUCCUCCUUUCAGGCUCCUGCAGGUUUCUUGCCAAAUUCGUUGGAUGGUUUUUCUGCAAGGCAUCGUCAGCAAUUAUCAACGAGGCCCCGUGCAUCGAGCAUGAGUCGCGCUGAUGCAGUUCGAAUGAAUAUGCUGCCAUCGUUGAGUUCUCUUGGUAACUUUUGGAACAAUAAUAAUGGUAAUGGUGCUGGCAUACGCAGAUCUCCUUUAGUAUCCAUGACAGAAGAAGAAUAUUCAGAGUACGGUCAACAUAGCGGCCAUCACGUUGACGAGAUGGAAGCACCACCCAUGUUGACACCAACAGAGAAUAGUGCUCCCUUAUCAUUAGGAGAUUCAGAAUUAAUUGCCAACAUUCUGGCCGUGAGCCAUCCAAAGGACGACGAUGAAGCGAUUAUGUAUGACCAUCUUCAAAGUAAUGAGCGUGAACCAUUGAAGCAACAACAACAACAACAAAAACCCUUCACAAAAUCUAUACUGCAGCCAAGUCAUUCCACACCUACCACAAACACCCAGCUACAGAAUAGUGGCUCUCGCUCUUUGUGGAUUGGUAACAUUGACCACACCGUCACUGUAGACCUGUUGACGCAGGUGUUUUCUCGAUUUGGCCCCAUUGAGAGUGUACGGCUAUUGAUCGAAAAAGAGUGCGCUUUUGUGAAUUACUUCCAGGCGGAAGAUGCCGCCAAGGCGAAAGAGGAAAUAUUAAGUCGUAUGGGAGGUCGAGUAGGACAGUGUAUUGUCCGAAUUGGCUUUGGCAAAGCUGAUUUGGCUGCAGCAAUGAUGAAUGCACCCAACAAUCAUCAUAACAGUAAUAUCAAUACUAUCCCCCAUGUUCAAGCAAGCAAUUCUUUGUCACAAAUACAGCCAACGCGCGCUUUAUGGUUGGGAAACAUACCGGGAAAUAUGACAGUACCCGUAUUGGAAGCUAUAUUUCAACCUUUUGGUGCCAUCGAAUCUGUCCGGGUGCUAAAUCAAAAAAAUUGCGGAUUUAUCAACUUUGUCUCGGCUGAAAGCGCCAUCCAGGCUCGAGAAGUACUGCUCAACAAUAAAGUGACCAUACCAGGAGUACAUUCUUCUUCUUCUAUUCGUGUUGGCUUUGCAAAACUUCCACCCUCCCCUUCACCCGCCAAUGGCUUGAGAAAAGGUAAAUCGUCUUUGGAUGACACGACCGAUGUGGAUAGCUAUAAUGGUCAUAGUCCAGAAAUGAGGCGGGAUCACGGUGCCACUCUAACGAGUACAAAAACUUGGCAGAGCGAACUUGUAGACAUCAUGUGUCAAAUGACAAUGGAAAAGGAGAUGGCCAGAAACUUGGUCAAAGGUAAAACUGACACCUUGUCGAAACGCAUUUUCAUAGAAAAAAAAGAAAAGGCAACUGUAGGCCUUUCUUUAUUGCUUACAUACAUUCUCUGCGCUUUUUACUUUUUUACAGAUCUGAAAGUUAUGUCUACAGAGUAUUAUGAUUAUAUACCCCCCUUACCUGAACAAAGUCGUCAAAAGUCCGACUCUAUUCGACUGAGGGAUUUGCGUAAACGAAUUGAUAGUGCCACGGAUGUCGUGCUGGAAGCAGAAGCAGUAGCUGCUGAGUGUAUGGAUGAUAUGGCAAACAUCUGUGCUGAUUACAUUGGCAAUACCGUCGUACAGCGGCUUUUCGAGAAAUGUAGUGAAGAAACAAAGACAGCCAUGCUACAGCAGGUGGGCAUGCAUUUGGCCACUCUUAGUGUGCAUAAAAAUGGAACAUGGGCGACACAAAAAAUGAUUGACCUCGCCAAAACACCCGAGCAAAUGGAGUUGGUUUGUCAGUAUAUAAAACCGUUUAUACCACCCUUAUUGUUGGAUCAAUUCGGCAAUUAUGCCGUGCAAUGCUGUCUUCGCAGUAUGACCACCCCUUGCCAUGAGUCAGAAGAGAAAGAGGAAAGGGUCAUGACACAGUUUAUCUUUGAUGCCAUGGUGGAAAAACUGAUGACGAUUGCGCAGGGUCGAUUUGGUGCUAGAUCAAUGCGAGGUAUUUUGGAAAGCGAAUACGUGAAUGUGAAUCAAAAAAUAUUGAUAGCAGCAGCCCUUUGUCAACAUUCUGUGUUGCUAUCCACAAAUGCAAACGGUGCUUUACUUCUAUCCUGGCUGAUAGAAUCCAGCAGUAUAAAAAAUCGACUAGACAUACUAGCAUCCCAAUUGAUACCUCAUUUACCCCAAUUAUGCACUCAUAAAUAUGGCUCUCAGGUCAUCCAAAAGUUGCUUCAUCAAACAACAACCGAGCCACAUGUUCGAUAUUCAGUCUUUACUGGAUUACAAAAGCCAGGAGUUUUAUCGUAUAUACUAAAUGAUCAAAAAGGUAUAGCAUUUAUCCAGAAAGUUCUGCUAAAUCAUGAUCGCUCUUUGCUUGCAAACGAGCAAAAACAUUGGCUGGAUGAUCUAAAAGAAAAAACCUGCGACAUCCUGAAGGAAUCAAUAAGCAACAAUAAUGAAGAUAACACUGGUCACUUUAAGAAGCUGUUAUCACAACUUUUAGAUGAACAUGAUGAAGAAGAUACCGGCCAUUGAUAGAUUCGCUUUGGCUCACAAAGCAAUCGUUGAAUGGUAAAAUUGUAAAUUCACAAACUAUUGGAUCUUGGGCUAGAAUAUGUGUCAAUGACUGCGCCCAAGGUCUAUACUACCUAGUGCCUCGAUGAUAACUCUAGAGUCAAACCUACCUACAAUUAUUCGUAUAUAUCAUAUAUUAUAUAUUUAUUACAAAAUUCUUUAUAAAACAAUUGUUUACCUUAAUCACCCUCAAACUGA
This is a messenger RNA of Mycotypha africana, 3993 nucleotides long. RefSeq lists its product as uncharacterized. The coding region runs from base 208 to 3756 and encodes 1182 amino acids. Gene Ontology annotation, molecular function: RNA binding. The record is from RefSeq and is a predicted model, not a curated record. Lineage: Eukaryota; Fungi; Mucoromycota; Mucoromycetes; Mucorales; Mycotyphaceae. The transcript has 5 exons.